UGAUGGGACAAUGUCGUCACACCGCAUUGGGACUAGAGACUGGAGGCGUUUUUACAGGACAGUUUCGCCCGGCAGUCUUUCCCAAAAAGCAGGAAGAGGGUGUGUUAGACGGUUACCUGGCCAGAGUCACCUGUUGGAUUCAUGUCAGCCGUCGAAUUUCAUUGACAUUAGGACGUUUAAACGCUGGCUUCACUAAGGCGUAAAACAGAGAAGGCGUUUAAGGAUGCCAAGAAGAUCCUGACCCGUGGCGCCAACAUGAGCGUCACCUCAUGGUUUCUGGUCAGCAGCUCGGGCACGCGCCACCGCCUGCCGCGGGAAAUGAUCUUUGUUGGCCGAGAAGAAUGCGAGCUGAUGUUGCAGUCUCGCAGCGUGGACAAACAGCACGCUGUGAUCAACUAUGAACCAAGCACAGAUGAGCACAUGGUGAAGGACCUGGGCAGCUUGAAUGGGACGUUUGUGAACGACCUGAGGAUCCCGGAGCAGACGUACAUCACCCUGAAGCUGUCGGACGUCAUUCGAUUCGGUUAUGAUGUCCAUGUGUAUAUCUUGGAGAAAAGUCAACACAAGGUCCCAGAGGAAGCCCUGAAACACGAGAAGUACACCAGCCAGCUGCAGCUCCAGAGCUCGGAGAAAAGCAAAGACGCCGUUUCCAAUGUCAAGCUGCAGGAAAAGGCUGAGCGUAAGGCCCAGUCUCUCACAGCUUCCACAGAUUCUCCAAUUUCCAAGCCUACGCCUCUGUACGGUCAGCCGUCCUGGUGGGGGGAAGAUGAGGAGCAAGCCAACGCAAAACAGAAGAGGGGUGGAAAAAUGCCAGAAGAUACGACUUCAGAGCCUCCCAAAGAUGUACCGAGAUACGAGGUCAACCGUUCUCAGUCAGACACGCAGGCCAAACCCAUGUUCUCCUUUCGUCGGGAGCCCAGCAAGUUCGAAAUCCCAACUAACGAAUUCCAGCAGAGACAUGCAAAAAGUCAGGACUCCCAGAUUCACGAGGUGCCAACUAAGGAUACCUCAGACCCCACCCAGUUCGUCCCCUCCACACCCACGCCUCCUGUGGUCCAAAGCCAUGCCUCCUUCACCAUUGAAUUUGACGACUGCACUCCAGGUAAAUUGAAGAUUAAAGACCACGUGACCAAGUUUGCUCUCCGCCAGCAGCGUAAGCAAACCUCCGCAGAGACCCCCUCCACUCCUACAGAGGUGGUGUCGGCACAAAGCAAAGUAGCCGAUUGGCUGGUCCAAAGCACCGCGAGCAUGAUGAGGAGAAAGUCGCAGGGUGAAAAUAUACAUAACACAAACAGCCACUCGUCAGAUCUGAAUUCAAGGAAUGCAAACUACUGCGAGAACGGCUCUUAUAGUGAUUUAGGCCGUCCUGUAGUCAAUCCAAAUGACUCCCCGCCGUCCGAACUUCAAGAUGGUCCUCAUGGUGCCCCUAAAACCUCAGUAACUUCUCCAGGUUCAGGGGAACGUUUGUCGUCCUCGCCACCGGAGUCUCAGCCUCUUUCCAAUCACAACAAGGCGGAACCCAACCAAGCCUUCGUCAUUGAGUUCUUUGACGCCAACUCAAGAAAGAGGCGCUCUCAGUCCUUCACAAAUACCGCCGCCCCCGCUGAGCCUACGAACCUCCGGGUCCAGCAGGAGAAAAAGAGCUCAAGCCCUAAAACAGAGAAACACGUCCCGUCUUCAUCCUCCGCCACUCCCGCGACCCAGCGUUACACUAUUCCCCUGAAAGGGUCUGACUCUUCCGGCUUCCAAAGAGCUGGCUCUCUACGAAGGGAGAAGACUGAAGAUCGGAUCAGCACCAGCUUUUCCUCUCGCUCUUCUUCAUCGGUGUCCGCAAGACCCUUUAGCAGCGUCGGUCGGAGGUCCAAACUCGCCAAGGAUUUUAACGCUGAGUUACUCAAACAGAGAGAAAAGUCUUCCUCCAGCCGGGAGACAAAUGCCUCUAGUUCCCAUAAAGCAGAUCCAAGAGGGGCAGCGGCUGUUUCACAGUCUGCACGGAGUCAGUCGAGCCCUCCUCCACCCGAUGGACAUCUACACCCUCAGACUUCCUCUCCUAUCCAACCACCCGCUCCUCUAAAAAACCCUUUCAUGCCGGUUGAAAAUGUGGAAGUCAGGAGCCCCAGAAACGAGGAGGACGACAGCGUGAGCGAUGCAGGAACCUACACCAUCGAAGCAGACGUUCAGGAUAAGGAGGUGGAAGAGGCACGGAGCAAGAUUGACCAGGUGUUUGGUGUUCUUGAGAGCCAAGAGCAAAUGACGCUGACUGAAGCAGAAGCAUCCUCAGCAUUUAGGCCUGUUACUGAUCAGGGCAGGGAGGAGUGUAGGCAGAGUAGCUGUGAUGAGGGUAUUCCAGCUCCAGAGCAGGGACAUAGUCUGGUAAAGGUUCAGCCAGCAGGUGCCAUGGUACAGGGGGCUCCUAAGUGGAUGUCUUGCUGGGCCAGCUUGGCAGACACCUACACGGACCCUGCGCCUUCGUCUGGCCUCUUUGACGCGCCUACCCAGAUGGAGCCAUCAGGAGGGGCAAGGGGUCCCAUCAAGAACACAGUCAGUCAACAUAAGGACAACUCCGAUGCAGAGAGUUCAAGGACCAGACGCAUCCUUCCGCUUGCGCCGCACGGGGACAAGAUCCUGACUCCCAGCAUCCAUGUUCAUUAUAACCCCAACACAACAUUCGAUGUACAGGACACUACCUCUGCUCCCUCCAGGCCUGACGAUGGCAUUCACAGGUUAAGUGUUAAGGAUGACGUGGAGCCUGACAGCCUGAGCGACGCCAGCAAAUCAGAUGAUGGAUCCAUCGUGGAGCAGAGUAGGGGACAGGAAUCCGAUGCAGAAGAAAAACAAACCGAAGACACGGCUAAACUUUCUUUUAAGUCCACGUCUUUUUAUAUCGGGUCAGAGGAGGAGUCCAAACCACAGCGUGGCGGCUUUAAAAUGAGCACUCCUCAGGCUGAGAGAAAGCCUGUGUCUAGAAUCUUCUCAUCAGCCACUCUGAUCAAGCAGAAAGGGAUUCAGAGCAUUAAGCCCAACGCAUCUGCUCCCAUAUUGGACCAACGGACAGAGAGCCCAGAAGAUAACGAAGCCGCAGUACCAUCAUUGAUCAGGCAGGAGAGCUUCACCACGGAGAGGCCGAGUAAUCCCAGGCUGCCGAACAUUUCUAGUCCGCCUCUUCAAGUAGAGCCAGAAUCUGUGUUGUUCCAGGAGAGCAGCAGACAUGAUACUCAUUCUUACCUCAAGCAAACCGAGGAUGUUCUGGCUGUUCUGGAGGCCAAGCUCCAAGAAGGACCUUCAUUGAGUACUCCGUCCCCCAUAAUGGACUCUCUUUCCGGGGACUCUGAUAUGGAUACUUCCAGCACUGUCAGCCAGCAGAGCAAUAAGACCACACCCCACACUCUACUUAAAAAGAACUACGCUGGUAGCCUUCAUAGAGACAGAAUUACUACUGACACUAAUCAAGAGAUCAAUAACCAGGCUGAAAGGCAGCGUUCUUGUGGUUCAACCAGCGGUAACAAGCCAGAACUCGUCAGGAGGCAUGUUGGACUGAGACGUAGCGUGGGUAAAUAUGGUUCCACAGACUUGAGUGAUGACCCUCAAAGCUUACCGUACUCUGAUCAGGAAAGCAGAAACAACCAAACCCACAGAAAAUACACCGUGCCUCUUCAGAAGGAGGACGGCAAGUCCUCCAAAGUGUCUCAGGUGUUAAACCGUGCCAACAGUUUGUCUGCCCCAAGACCCACGAGGACCUCCAUGCUCCGGCGGGCUCGACGGGGAGAGUCCUCGGACAAUGAGGGCACAGAAACUGAUAGGUUAGCCCAGGAAGUGAACGACGCUUCUACAAAGCAGUCCCAGGAUUCCAAGAAACUCUCUAGACUGGACAUGCUGGCCAUGCCUCGUAAGCGUACAAGUUCGUUCAACACUCCCAGUGACACAGAAGCUUCGUCCACGCCACAGUGGACAGGCAGGAGCACGAGCUUUUCCACCCGAAGCAAUGAUCCGAGCAACAGCUCCAAACAACGGAUUUCAACUGCAGGACCAAAAGCGGCGGAAAGGCCACAGAAGCCAGCGCUCAACAAAACCCCAGUUACUCGCUCGCGCUCUGGCAGUACCAAAUACACCAGCAGCACUUCAAGCUCUAGGAGGCGGCACAAGGGCUCUGACUAUACCUCUACCUCAGAUGAAGAGUAUGAAUCAAACUGGAGCAAUCUUAAACACAAACGCUCCCAACCUUCCUCAGCUUCUCAUAGUCCACGCAGUCAGUCUCGGCCUCAGCCAGUGGUCGCCCAGCACCCGAAACCCCGCAGCAGAAACUCUGACGAGGAGAACCACGAGGGAGAACCUUUCCACAACUGGUCCACCCACAGUGCUGAGAUUGCUCGGUUAAGUCAAGAUUUGGCCAAAGACUUGGCUAUCUUAGCCAGAGAGAUCCAUGAUGUAGCAGGCGACGGUGAUCCACAAACACCCGAAGCUGAGAGCAGUGAACAGACGGUCCUUCAUGUCUCAGAGUCUGAGGCAAACCACAGAGUCCAACAAAGUCCUGCACCUAAAAGAGACGAACAGAGCUCCAGACAAUCGGUUCAAAACAGAAAAGAGGUCAAUGUGGAAAGCUUGAUGCAAAAUCCUGUGUAUCAAGUCACGGCAGCCAUCAAAGAAAACACAGAGCAACUUGCUGAGAAGAUUAAAGCUCUGUUCCAGGACAGGUUGGAUAUCUGGGAGGAAAUUGAGGCCAGAAUUAAUUCAGACGGUGACAUUACUGCCGGCAAAAUUCCCAAUAAGGAAACGGCAUCUAUCUUUCAAGAACUUCGCAGGGUUCAAAUACAACUAGAGGUUAUUAAUGCAGCCAUGGACCCCAAUGGGACACGUGAAGCUGCUACGACUUCAGCGCCUGCUGCUGCUGCCUCCUCUUCUUCCUCUGAAGUUCAGCCCUCCAAAACCUCCUCGUCUCGAGACUGGAGGACGGUCCACUCCGUCUCCAAACGGGGCGGCGGGCCGAGGCCCGGCGAAGGCGUCAGGAGGGUCGCCGUGACGCCAGACGACCUCCGAGAGGGAUAUUUAGUCUGAGGCCUGGCAUGCACAGAAACGCAGGUUUACCAACGUCGGCUGCGUCUCCUCAGAGGCAGCUGUGCGCUAGCGAAACCGGGCCAAGAGGAAAUGAAACUUGAUUUACAAAGCCGUGGUGCGCUUACAACGUUCUGAAGCACAAUUUUUUGGAGGCUUCCACGUGAGGUGGAGAUGUAAGAAAGUACCAUGACAUUUCAGCAAAUCUCACCUCAUGUUGUUAUACUUGAUUCUGUGUUGCGUAUCGUUCUCUUUAUUUGCCAAUUAAAUGAUUUAAUGUAUGAGAUUUUAUAAAAACGUGUAACGAUGGAAUUGAUUUAGGACCAGCCUGAGUAUAAUCAUCCCAGGGAAAUCUAUAAAUGUAUGUUUAGCUGCAAAUAUAUCAGAUGCUGGUGUCCUGAGAACUGCAUUACAUUUCUCUUUAUACGUAUAUUUUCCCGGUUGUAUUUUGUGCCACAGUCCUUUUUCUCAGAGCACAUUUAUUGAAGAAUGUAAAAGCUAUUUAAAAGUUUGCAUUUUGUGAACGACACAGUGGGAAAUUGGGAGAGACUUUGCACCCUCCCGUGCCAGAUUGUUGGAUGUUUUUUUUUAAAUGGCUGCUUAAAGGCAACUAGGUGUGUUUAUUCCUUUGGUUACCAUCUCCUUACUCAGGAGCUGAACGCUAUUUUCUUUUUCUUUCUGCCGAGGGUGGAAAUCCUUCAGGAACGUGCAGUCUGAAUGGAAGGAGGAGCUCACUCCUCUAUAUUUAAAACCACCUGGCAGAACAAAGCAAGUGUUGAUUAUAAAAACAGCAUUCCUGCCUUCACGGGGGGAAAAAAAGUCAAUAUUAAAACAUUUUAUGAUAGUUUUCUCAAAAGCAUAGUUGAAAGAAAGAUUUGGCCAAAAGAUAUUCAUGAGAAAUUGUGAUUUCUUAUUUUUCUACAUCCAGUUUUCCAUCAGAGCGCCGUGGUUAGAGGUUGAUUGUCCCCUCGUCUGUUUAGUUCACUCUUGUUGAGCAUUUUCAGCAUUUUUGCUGACAAAUUUUAUGAUUCUGCUAUAAUUAAGCUGAGUGUUUAUAUGUCUAAACAUAUCUGUGUCCCACAAAUUACCUCUUAAUCUUGCCCGUUUGCACCAUUAUGUUUUCUCUUCCAUUUAUGAUUGUAAGCAUUUUAAGAGUUUUGAUUUAAAGCGAGGAAAGCUAGUUUUCCUCUUAUCAAUGCAGAUUGUGCUGGUGUUAGCAACUGGGAAGAACCUAUAAUGUGUACUGUACAGCUUUGUGGGAUGACAUUGGGCAGCCGGUUAAAAAAUUGUUUACAAAUUCAAUUAACAAAACCCUUUAUUGUUGGGUUUUCUUUCUAAGUGUGCUUCUGCUUUACGCAGAAUUCCCUAUUUCCCCUAAGAGUUGUAGGGAAAGUGAAUCUUAUGUGUCGUCCAGUUUCGUUUUCCCAUCCUAGAUGAUUGGAUUGUGAUUUACAGGCAGUUUUUGAUGUGUUGUUUGUAUAAGUUAUUAAAUGAUUUCUUUUUCCAAAUAAAUCUAAUCAGCAAACCUC
Messenger RNA from Fundulus heteroclitus (mummichog), 6578 nucleotides. RefSeq names its product centrosomal protein 170B (gene cep170ba). NCBI's taxonomy places the organism in Eukaryota, Metazoa, Chordata, Actinopteri, Cyprinodontiformes, Fundulidae. The coding region runs from base 256 to 5052 and encodes 1598 amino acids. The transcript has 19 exons. The record is from RefSeq and is a predicted model, not a curated record. Gene Ontology annotation, molecular function: protein binding.